Entelurus aequoreus (snake pipefish) is the source of this 6776-nucleotide messenger RNA. RefSeq lists its product as uncharacterized. The record is from RefSeq and is a predicted model, not a curated record. Bases 636 to 2213 code for a protein of 525 amino acids. The transcript has 3 exons. NCBI's taxonomy places the organism in Eukaryota, Metazoa, Chordata, Actinopteri, Syngnathiformes, Syngnathidae.
UGUGGAUAUCUUUAUCCCACUACAGCCUCUUCCAUCCUUUGAGGAUCCACGAUUUCCAGCAGGGAGCAACAAAGAUACAAGGAGUUGUAAUUCCAGUGUGACCCGUGCAGACAAGGUAGGUGACGACACAGAGGAUAAAGCUAAUUACAACAGAUUACUCUGGUAUCAUAGUGAGAAGCAGUCAAUGGCACGGAGGGAGGUUGUGGAAGUGUUCGCAGAUGCAGCACAUAUUUAAGGGAAGUACAAAAGACCCUUGAACUAAUACUAAGGAUCAGAAAUCCGAGGGGGGCCGCAGUCUCAAGGACCCACUGGGAGGAACAAUAGAGCAAGACCAGACGAAUGUCCAAGCGGAUGAUGUACUGAGUGAAGGGAAGGACAGUUCGGAGAAAGCUGAUGAAGACACAUUUCUGAGUCAUUUUCAGGCACUGGGUAUAAUUUUCGAAAUGAUACACUUGUGGAGAAGGUAGGACAUCAAGCUAAACAAAACUGCAACAUAACACUCUAGAAAAUCAACCAAAAUCAGUCGCAUACAAAGCCAACGAGUGAUGCUGUCUAGCAUAGUGACAGUUCCUUAAGGUAUAGUACUUCAAAUAUUUCCUUGGCAAGGAGUGUCAAAAGGCACCUGUGAGGUAAAAAUGUCUCAAAAUGCUUUUGGAAAAGUGACUGUACCUCAGUCAAAACAGGAACAUAAUGUGAAAGUAAGGGCAAAGCUAGGGGAUGAAUGCCAAAGGAUAGCUUCUGACAUCCUGAAAGGGGAGCAACUGCUCCAGCGUCUGCAACUGGUCCAACAACGCCAGGAGGCAGGGAUUGGAGACAUGGAGAAGAUUUUGGCUGAAGAGAAAGACUUGCCAGUACAAGUCGAUGAUCUGACAAGUGAAGAUGUGGAAGAAGAUACGCGAUUAGAAGCCAUCAAGUCUGACAGGACAGAGACAAGCCUGAUAGAGAGGAAAAAGAAUGACGGGAAUGGAGAUAAACCUGAACAGCUGGAAUGCCACAAUAUUACAAUACCAGAUGGAGGUUAUUUUGAUGAUAACCCAAGCGUGAGUUUGGUACGUCCAGAUUGGUCUGCCAACAAUUUCAACGAAACAAUUCCUAAGCCAUCUUCUUUUCUAUCAACCUGUCACCGCCUCUCUGUUACUGAGACCGCUAUGGAAAGGAAAGUCCACCAGGACGCCCAGGGAAAACAGAAUCUUCAGAGAGCUGGUGGAGUUCUAAACUUGGCCGAUGAUCCAGAUGUACUGGAAAUCCCCUUUAAUACCAACAUCCUCCUUGAGCCAUUUCCCUCCAAGGUAUGUCCAGGCCAAGAAGAUGAUUGGCAGCUCUCCCAGCAGAAAACGCCCAAGGAGAUGAGUCCCAAAAUUCAGCGAGAACUUGGGAUGACUGGAUUGGGAAAAAUAUUGAAAGUGAAAGGGGAGACAUAUCAAUUAAAGCAGACCAAACUGCUGUUUGAAGAUUUCCAACAGGAUAACACACUAGGUCCAGCCAGGAUGAGGAAACCACUUUCUUCAUCAAUGAAAGAUCCGGUUUAUCCCUCAGUGCUGGAGCGCACACGUAGCCUGGAGAUGUUUUCAGUAAAAAGCAGCCCCAUUUCCAGAGCUCACUCCUUCAGGAUUCAGAAUCCUGCAAUCUCCGAGAUAGAGAAACAUUCUGAAAACCUUUCAAAGAGUCCAACUGGAGGUUCUCGAGACAGGUCACGCUUAUCUCCAUAUGCCAAACAAGACAAAAAUGUGCACGUUCACAGGAGUUCUGAAUCUAUAAGUACUGAUGCGUCCACACCAGCGGUGGAAAGUAUGAGCACAGUAAGAAAGGACAAGACAAGAAAGGAAUCUGCCGCCAUCAAACAAAAUCCUUUCUUCAAGUUGCGUCCAGCACUGGCUCUCCAGGCAGAUGUCGAGAAGGACAUCAAAGAGGCAGAAGCCAGAGAGGAUGAACUGCGCAGACAAAGAAGCACUUUGUACGGCGAGGCGCGACAAAGCACAGGGGAGGGCAACAAGACGCUACUCGCAUCGGCCAACAUACCAGGCGGUAAGCAACUGUCUCGAGGUAAACUGGAACGCAUUUGGCCACCCCCAAGCAAGACAGAGCGGCUUAAAUCUGAACAAACUCAGGGGGCGCGCGUGCACAGAGCAGGAAGUCAGAAGUCUGGUCUCUGGCAACGCUGGGAGUCCGGUGGCCUCAACGGGCAGAUGGCUGGGAAAAAGAAUGGACCUUGACUUAUUUGACUUAAAAGCAGAUAUCAAAAUAUGACUUCCUGUCAAAUACUAGAAUGAGAGGAUGAAAAAUUAAUGUGUUGGAAAAACUUUUAUAGACAGUGGGUUCCGCAUUUUUUGCAAUUUACCAUUCCCAACACGGCAAAUGAUCAGAUUUGUGAUGAAAAACAUAAUUUAACUUGUUUUUCUUCUCCAAAACACGUCUCGUUCACCCUUAGGUCCUGAUCUACUAAGAUCCAAAACCAGUGAAGUUGGCACGUUGUGUAAAUGGUAAAUAAAAACAGAAUACAAUGAUUUGCAAAUCCUUUUCAACUUAUAUUCAAUUGAAUAGACUGCAAAGACAAGAUAUUUAACAUUCAAACUAAAAAACGUUGUUAUUUUUUGCAAAUAUUAGCUCAUUUGGUAUUCGAUGCCUGCAACAUGUUUCAAAAAAGCUGGCACAAGUGGCAAAAAAGACUGAGAAAGUUGAGGAAUGCUCAUCAAACACUUAUUUGGAACAUCCCACAGGUGAACAGACUAAUUGGGAACAGGUGGGUGCCAUGAUUGGGUAUAAAAGCAGCUUCCAUAAAAUGUUCAGUCAUUCACAAACAAGGAUGGGGCGAGGGUCACCACUUUGUGUACAAAUGCGUGAGCAAAUUGUCCAACAGUUUAAGAACAACAUUUCUCAACGAGCUAUUGCAAGGAAUUUAGGGUUUUCAUAAUCUAUGGUCUGUAAUAUCAUCAAAAGGUUCAGCGAAUCCGGAGAAAUCCCUGCACGUAGGCGAUGAUAUUACAGACCUUCGAUCCGUCAGGCGGUACUGCAUCAAAAACCGACAUCAGUGUGUAAAGGAUAUCACCACAUGGGCUCAGGAACACUUCAAAAAACCACUGUCAGUAACUACAGUUUGUCGCUACAUCUGUAAGUGCGAGUUAAAACUCUACAAUGCAAAGCCAAAGCCAUUUAUCAACAACACCCAGAAACGCCACCAGGUUUGCUAGGCCCAAGCUCAUCUAAGAUGGACUGAUGCAAAGUGGAAAAGUGUUCUGUGGUAAGUGCUGCUGCUCAGUUGGAACAUUAAAUAUCUUGUCUUUGCAGUCUAUUCAAUUGAAUAUAGGUUGAAAAGGAUUUGCAAAUCAUUGUAUUCUGUUUUUAUUUACAAAUUACACAAAGUGCCAACUUAACUGGUUUUGGGUUUUGUACUAAAAUCCGAAUACCACGUGCUAAACAGCGUGUGCAAUAUAUAAAUUUGCUUGUUGUGUGUGAUCUACUAAGACUGCGUGUGCAAUUGAAAAGUGGUGCAUAUCGCCUUAUUUAAAUGAGGUGUUUGCGUGUACUGCUGUCCGUGGCCAUGGAAACACUCAGUUUCCUCCACACUCAAAUCAUCAUGGCCUCCAGCCGGCUUUGCAAUGCCAAACUAGCCUCGCGCAUCUACAAUCGGGAACACUUUUCCUGGAAUGUGAUUUUGUUCAUUACGAAUACGCACACAAUUACAAAACGACGCACCACGCCUCUCCAGUUUGUCAUUGCAACAUGUCGGAAAAUAAAUGACAGAAUAUAGAAUUUCAAUAUUUUGAGCUAGCUGACUUGUGCUCUGCAACAAUGUGGUGGACCAUGACAACAGCAGCACACUCAUGUUUGUAAUGAUCCAAACACAAGAAAAUGCAUAUUGUAAGACAUUUAUAAUAAGAUAUUUCUAAAAUCAAACCAAAAAAAAAAACACCAGACACAAAAAAGCAUCAGUUGAAAUCAUUUUAAUCAGCCCCUUAAGUCAUCCAGCAGCUUUAAAAUUAUAAAAUGAUAUUGCUGAAUAGAGUGUCUUUGCAGCAUGAUUGCCUCUUUACUGUCAGUUUGCACAUACUUUUCAGAUGUACUAAAUCAGUGUUUCUUAACCAUUGCUGGGCCGCCAAAAAAUAUCUGUUCCUCAUCUGUGGUCUGUAUGAUCCGCAGCGGUACUCUGUUGUAGUACACUUUUCCACCACUUGUGGCAGUAAUGACAAUAUCAAACAAUCAGAAGAAGUCUGUAGCUAAAGUCAUAGAGAGGUUUUUAAGGGCAAAAAUUAUGAUUAAAUUAGGGAAGCUGUAUUUUCAUUUGCACUUUAAUUUUAUUGACAGUUUAUUUAAGAAACCUAUUUAUUAUUGUCAGUUAUGCAUUAGUCUCUUUUUAGCAUUAUAUUUGCCUAAUACUUAUUCUUAUAAUCAGCCUGACCUAAUCCUAAGGUUUAUGUGUUUAAUAAAUAAUAAUCUUUGUGAUUAACACAUGCUUUCAUAUCAUUCGACAAGCUUGUAAACUGUAAGUAGGUUAGAUAUAAUUAUUGAACACGAUUAAAAUCAAGAGUAAGAGGACUAAUUUAGUGUUAGUAUUUCAGUGCGCCCCAGGCCCCUCUGUAGUGGAAAAGUUGGGCCCCGAGAUCAAAAAGGUUAAAAACACAAAAUAGUGCCCGCAAAACAGUUUCAGCCUUGAUGAAUCACAAAUAUUGUGGGCGCCCUGUGUGUGUUGCUAGGGCAGCAUUUUUUUCCUACGGUAAACAUGAAAGCCAAAAAAUUAUAAAUAAUGACAUAAAAUGAAAAUAAUAUUUGUUAAAUUAUUAUUAUGAUUAUUAUUUUUUAUUAUUAUUAUACAAUGAAAAUAAUAUUUGUCAAUUAAAUACAAACUUUUUGUUAAGUAAACAUUAGGGAAUGUAAUCAAUAAAUAAAUGUUCUGUUCAUAUACAGGGAAUAAACCUGAUAUGAGGCUGCCGCUAUAGGUUUUCGUGUGCAAGCCAACUUACAGUUUAGUGCACUACACCUAGUCCUGAGUACACUGGACGAUGACGCGGUGGAAAGUCAGCAUUUAGCAGAUUGGCGGCUAUUUCUGUUUGUCAUAUUGUCGUCUAUAUAAUGUUUGCAGAAACAUUUUUAACACCGUGACUUUCUAUAAUGUGGAAUCUACAGACUCUGUGAUGUAUUUAAUGUAAAUACAGAAAAAAACAUACUCAGAGGUGUUGUAUUCUCCACCAAGAAGGGUGGAGCUAGCAGGUGCAUGUCGCUACCGUCUCUUGUCAGAGAAGAAGCCACUGGGCUGUUUCUUUUUGCCACAAUUCAGGUGCAAGAAAGAUAUUUUAUUGCUCUGCUGAAUCAAUUAAUGCAAUUGGCUAUCAAUAUGGAGGAUUAUUUAUCCAAGCUCAAACACGUGUAAACAUUUUUCCAGAGGAAGGAUUCUUCACAUAAGUACUUACUUGAAGUACAUAAAUGGGACUAUAAGUAUUAUAUAACAACAUUAUUAUGAAAUGAUUCCCUUAUUUUUUUGUGAGCAUAUGAGUUGAGCAUAUUUAAAGUAAAAAAUAAAAUAAAAAAAUACCUCCAAAGGCAUCAGCGCCAUAGACAUCUUAUAAGUAGACGCAGCAUUGGCUGCUGUAACGCGAGAAAUUCGGCCGCCAUCUUGAAGUGGUGAUGAGGGGCUGGCGAGCAGCCGCCCUAAACUGACAGUUGACAGGUAGAAAACAAAGAUGCCGGGCUGGUGUUCAGCGUUUUCCUGCUCAAAUGAGCGGACUGUUGAAAAUAGGAAUCGGGGGAUUACUUUUCACAAGUAAGAUUUAACAUUAACGUACUAUUGGUUGUAUUUUGUGAAAAGAAUAUUACCACAGAGUUGAGAAGGAACAAAGAUCUUUAAUCUUCAUUACUAUUAAUUAAUAGUAAUGAAAUCGUAGCCGCUAGCAAACAAGAGUAUGACCAUAAUAGAAUUGCUUGUCAAUUAAAUUAAUUACAUUUAAAAAUGGCAUACUUGAAUAACAUAAAGUUGAAAUAAAUGAUGAAGAUAAAUAUUGUAAAAGCCAAUAGGGGUAAACAUUAGGACCACAGUCCAGAUUGUGUAGGAGGGGGUAAUAUAUGGACAGUGGCUAUACAGUAUUAUACAAGUCUAAAUCUAGUCUAGCUUGUAUAUGUUUAUGUUUAAGUAUUUGGCAGACGCUUUUAUCCAAAGCGACAUACAUAAAAAAUACAUAUAAAACAGUCACUGUAAACAUUAUUAUUUAAGGGAAGAAUGUCAUACACAAUAUUAAUACAAAGUGUCAAGACAGAAUAAACUCUCUGCUGCUGCAGCAACAGAGAUCUAUAGGGCCCUAAAAUAUAUAGAUAUAUAAUGUAUUCAUACAUUGUUUAUGUAGGAUAUAUGCAUGUAUAUAACCUAAUCAUAUUUUUUCUUGAACUUAAAAAUAGCUGACCGUUUUUUUCCCCCUUCUCUGGGAUUAUAUUCCUAGUUUUGAUCUCGGACGUCUGGUCACUUAUAGCAUAUAAAAAUAUUGUAUUACUGUUAAGCAAACUAUGAAUAAUAAAACAUGUGUCCUUUAUCAUAGCUACACUUAUGACAAAAAAACGCGUGAAAAUCAGUGGUUAUCAGCAAGAUAAUAUGAAUUAAAUGCGCUGACAGUUCAUUGCUCCUGCCAAAUGAAUUGCACUGAGUGGAACGGAUCACCACUCCAAGAUGGCGGCCCUGCGUCUCGUCAGCGCCAGUAGAAAGUCGUGCUCGAUAUACGUCACUUCCGGGACUUGCAUAUAUGACGGAGCUGUCCUUGAGACAUCAGUUAAUGUUUCAUUAAUGUUUUGUAUUU